AUGAAUAUUUUCAGAAGAAUGUCAGGUUAUCAGUUUUUAGACGAAUUAGUUAAGGAGUACUUGGUAUUUCGUGGAUUUGUAACGACAUUGAAAUGGUUUGAUUCCGAUCUAAAAUAUGAGAAGGAAAAAGGAUUUCGGGUUGACAGGGUUUUAGAAUCCAUCAAUCAAUCAGUAUCAUCUCAUGAUUUGACCUCAUUGUUAGAAAUAUGGAAACAUUUUGAGACAACCCUGUUCUCUAAACUAGAUCCAAACAAGGUUAGUAUCUUUAUUGGCAUCUAUAAAUAUAAAGUUGUAAUCUCUGUUUGUCUGUUUGUUUGUCCGAUCAUAGCUCAUGAACCCUUUGCCCGAUUUGUCUCUAAUUUUGAUUGGGGAACUCGGGAGAUUCACGGGAAUGUUCUAAGCUUAGUUGUUGAUUAAUUCUAAGUUAAAUGG
Messenger RNA from Eurytemora carolleeae, 432 nucleotides. RefSeq names its product WD repeat-containing protein 91. Gene Ontology annotation, cellular component: late endosome membrane; extrinsic component of endosome membrane; early endosome membrane. Bases 1 to 417 code for a protein of 138 amino acids. The record is from RefSeq and is a predicted model, not a curated record. Gene Ontology annotation, biological process: early endosome to late endosome transport. The transcript is spliced from 3 exons. Gene Ontology annotation, molecular function: phosphatidylinositol 3-kinase regulator activity. Lineage: Eukaryota; Metazoa; Arthropoda; Copepoda; Calanoida; Temoridae.